Molecule: messenger RNA, 372 nt
Organism: Suillus plorans
Lineage: Eukaryota; Fungi; Basidiomycota; Agaricomycetes; Boletales; Suillaceae
Exons: 1
Source: RefSeq, a predicted model, not a curated record
GGAUCUAACAAUAAAGGGCAACUCCAUAGGAUGGAUUCUUGGGGAUGUGUUCGACAAGUUGGGUGCACGUGCACGUGGAAUGGGACAUACCUUCUCAGGGAUGACGAUGAAAACACCUCUACUCAUUGUCAACUAGAUCGAGAGUCCCAAGUCGAGGAGAAUGGGUUUGCUGUCGAGCCUGUCGAAUUUACCUUAUCCCACGAUGGCAAAUUACCUUCACUGAGAUCCUUUGCCUGUGGUAGCGAACAUGUGAUGGCAUUGAUCUCUCCACCUGGCUCGUCGGACACGGAAGUUUGGGGUUGGGGGCGGAAAGAGCACGGUAACUUGGGGCUGGAUCAUACGGAUGAUGUGCCGAAGCCCGUCAAGGUCUGG